Messenger RNA from Elgaria multicarinata webbii, 803 nucleotides. RefSeq names its product ras-related protein ORAB-1-like. Gene Ontology annotation, molecular function: GTP binding; GTPase activity. Gene Ontology annotation, biological process: vesicle-mediated transport. The coding region runs from base 1 to 756 and encodes 251 amino acids. The transcript has 5 exons. Lineage: Eukaryota; Metazoa; Chordata; Lepidosauria; Squamata; Anguidae. The record is from RefSeq and is a predicted model, not a curated record.
AUGGGUAUCCACCUUCUACCUGUAACUAAAUUUCUCCCCUCUCUGCUUAAGAAAAAAAAUCAAUCUGUGCCUCCGUCCAAACCAAGACAUUUUAGUUGCUCAUCAAAGUGUAUUUCUCUUUCCUUCCUCAACAACAGCGACUACUUAUUUAAGCUGCUGCUGAUUGGAGAUUCUGGAGUUGGAAAGUCAUGCCUCCUGCUCCGUUUUGCGGACGACACCUAUACAGACAGUUACAUCAGCACCAUUGGGGUGGACUUCAAAAUCCGGACCAUUGAGUUAGAGGGGAGGACCAUUAAGCUGCAAAUCUGGGACACCGCCGGGCAGGAACGCUUUCGGACGAUCACCUCAAGCUAUUACCGAGGAGCACAUGGCAUCAUCAUUGUAUACGACGUGACAGAUCAGGAUUCAUUCAACAACAUGCAUCUCUGGCUGGAGGAAAUCAAUCGCUACGCCAGCGAGAACGUCAACAAGUUGAUCGUGGGAAACAAAAGUGACCUCACCAGCAAGAAAGCGGUGGACUACACCACGGCCAAGGAAUACUCGGACUCCCUCGGGGUGCCCUUCCUAGAGACGAGUGCUAAAAACGCCACCAACGUCGAACAGGCCUUCCUCACCAUGGCGGCAGAGAUCAAGAACCGAGUGAGCAGUGGGCCCACCCAGAACGACAGCCACAAGUCCAAUCUUCACAUCCAGAGUGGCCCAUUGAGGCAAGAAGGACCUGGCCAAGGGGAAGACGGGGGCGGGGGCUGCUGUUAAGGGAGCAGUCACCCGCUGAGGAAUGGAGUGGAAGGCCCAGCGAGUGC